This is a messenger RNA of Panonychus citri (citrus red mite), 3617 nucleotides long. It is a transcript of the gene Hem, whose product is annotated as membrane-associated protein Hem-like. Gene Ontology annotation, biological process: cell migration; cell morphogenesis; cell projection assembly. The transcript has 16 exons. NCBI's taxonomy places the organism in Eukaryota, Metazoa, Arthropoda, Arachnida, Trombidiformes, Tetranychidae. The record is from RefSeq and is a predicted model, not a curated record. Bases 135 to 3542 code for a protein of 1135 amino acids. Gene Ontology annotation, cellular component: SCAR complex.
UAAUGUCAAGACCAAACCCAUUGAUGUUUCUGUUUAUGUUAUUGUCUUGGUUUAAUUGAUUUUCUAGUGAUUUAAUUGUUGUGUCCAUUGGUAGAAAUAAUUUAGACUUGUAUAGUCUUAAUUAAGAAAGAACAAUGGUUCGUCAUUUAAAUGUAUCUCAGCAAAAAUUAGCUGAGAAAUUGACUAUUCUCAAUGACCGGGGAAUAGGAAUGUUAACUAGACUUUAUAAUAUUAAAAAGCAAUCAAGUGAUCCUAAACUUCGACCUCCUAUUCUUUCUGACAAAGGUUUGGAAUCAGCUAUGAAACAGAUUGUCAGAAGAUUUCCACACACAGAUACAAGGAGUAAUAAUAGCUUAAUUGGUGCGGUUGCUACUGCUCGAACUGAGAUAACUAAGGCUACAACUCAUUUCUAUUACACCUUUGUGGAUAUUUUGGAGUUUAAAGACCAUGUUAAUGAACUUUUAACCACCAUGGAUGCUUGUCAAUUGACACUCGAUAUUUCCAUCAAUUUUGAUCUAACUCGAGGCUAUCUGGAUCUCAUGGUAACUUAUGUAUCACUCAUGAUUCUUGUCUCACGAAUUGAGGAUAGAAAGGCGGUUAUUGGUUUAUUUAAUACUGCCCACGAACUUACCCAUGGACACAGUGAGAACAGUUUUCCCCGAUUAGGUCAAAUGAUUGUCGAAUAUGAGAAUCCACUUAAAAAAUUGUCAGAGGAUUUUGUUCCACACUCAAAGUUACUUUUUAACGCUCUCAUAUCUCUCCAAGAAAGUUUCCAUCUUCGUAAUCUUCCAGCUGAGGAAUGGCGUAAAAGUCAAAUUCUAAGCAUCGUUGCCAAUCCAAGAGACAUUCUGACUCCUGCACAAACAGAUCCAAUAAACACCGAAUACCUUUCAAUUGAUUCCAUGGAAAGAUAUAUAAUUUUUGGAUUCCUAUUAAUUCAUCAACAUCUUAAUCAGACUUCAGCUCAUGAAUUAUUUUCAAAAGCUCUUCAAUGUGGUUGGGUAACAACUCUUCACCGAGAUGAAGUUAUUCAUACCCAUGCAUUUGUCCAACAUUUUUUUGAAGGAAUCAAAGGUUACAACAAAAGAGUCUCUGAUGUUAAAGAUGCUUAUAACAAUGUCCUUCAAAAUGCUGGACAUAUUCAUCGAGAGAAGCGAAAAUUUUUACGCUCAGCGUUGAAAGAAUUGGGAUUAAUCUUGGGAGAUCAACCUGGACUUUUAGGACCAAAAGCACUUCUUGUUUUCAUGGCUUUGUCUUUUGCCCGUGAUGAGGUUCAUUGGCUAUUGCGACAUUAUGACAAUAUUCCCGUUCGACAAGGUCGACCUAAAGCUCAAGCGGAAGAUCUUGUUGAUCGUCAAUUACCAGAGCUUUUAUUUCACAUUGAGGAACUCAGAUCAUUAGUGAGAAAAUAUAAUCAAGUAGUUCAACGUUAUUAUGUCCAAUAUUUAACCUGUUACGAUGCAAUAGCUUUGAAUAAUAUUAUGCAAGGUGUUUCUAUGAUGCCGGAAGAGGAUUCAGUAAUUUUGGAAUCUAUUUACAGUCAAAUAUCAAACCUUUCAGUUAAACAAAUCGAGAACAAUGAAAUAUUUGAUUUUCGAGGACUUCGAUUGGAUUGGUUUCGUUUACAAGCCUACAGUAGUGUCAAUCGAUACCCAAUGAACCUUUUUGAGCACAAAAACUUAGCCACUUUGAUGAACAUUGUUGUUUUCCAUACUAAGAUGGUUGAUUAUUUGGAAGAUAUAUUAACGGAAACUUCAGAUCUUUCCCUUUUCUGUUUUUAUAGUAAAAUUUUCGAUGACCAGUUUCAUAUGUGUUUGGAGUUUCCAGCGCAAACGAGAUACAUCAUUGCCUUCCCGAUGAUUUGCUCACAUUUCCUUAAUUCAUACCAUGACCUUGCCCCUGAAGAGCGAACUCGAAUUGGAGAAAGAAGCAUUUCUAUGGUUAAUCUAUUCCUCGAUGAAAUGUCAAAAGAGGCCAAAAAUAUAAUCACCACAAUUUGCGAUCAUCAAUGUAUGCUCAAUGAUCAACUGUUACCUAAACAUGUAGCACCUCAAAUAGUCUCAGUGGUGAAAUUAAAGAAACGAGACAAGAAGAAUAAAAUCGAAAGAGAAAUCGACAAACCGGGAAUUGAAAGUUAUCGUCGAACCAGAGAAGAGUUGACUACAAUGGAUAAACUUCAUAUGGCUUUAACUGAACUUUGUUUUGCAAUCAAUUAUUGUCCAUCUAUACACGUUUGGGAUCACACUUUUGCUCCUCGUGAAUAUCUUCAUGGUCAUUUAGAGUCUCGAUUUAACAAAGCUCUUGUUGGAAUGGUCAUGUUCAAUCCCGAAACAAAUGAAAUCGCCAAACCAUCUGAACUACUCAGCAGUGUUCGAGCUUACAUGAAUGUCCUCCAAUCCAUUGAAAAUUAUGUUCAAAUUGAGAUAACCAAUAUUUUCAACUCUGUUCUGCUUUUACAAACACAACCACAGGACAGUCAUGGUGACAAAACAAUUACCGCUCUCUAUUCAAAUUGGUACCUUGAGGUACUCUUAAGGCGAGUCAGUGCUGGUCAAAUAUGUUACUCUCCAUUACAAAAAGCCUUUGUUACCUUACCGGUUGAAGGUCAAGUACCUUUUUGUGCUGAAGAAUAUUCCGAUGUUAAUGAGCUACGAGCAUUAGCUGAACUCAUUGGACCCUAUGGAAUGAAAUAUUGUAACGAAAAUCUGAUGUGGCAUAUUGCAAGUCAAGUGACUGAAUUAAAGAAAUUGGUUAUUAUGAAUAAAGAAACACUUCUUGGUUUAAGAUCUAAUUAUGAUAAACCUGAACAAAUGAGAGAGUUAUUUAAAAAACUACAAAAUGUAGAUAGUGUCUUACAACGAAUGACAAUCAUUGGUGUUAUCCUUUGCUUCCGGGAAUUGGCACAAGAAGCUUUGAGCGAUGUUUUAUUUGAUCGAAUACCUUUUCUGAUGAGUUCAAUUCUUGACUUUAAGCAUCAUGUUCCAAAUGGUGAAUCAAUGAUUGAAAGUGCUAAGCUCCAGAGUAUCAGUGAAAUGUGUUCGGCGGCUGGGUUACCAAACAAGGUUGAUCCAGCUUUAGUUACUGCUUUAUUGUCUCAAAAAAGUGAAUUGGGUGAAGAUGAAUAUCAAAUUGCUUGUCUCCUUAUGGUUUUUAUUGCUGUUUCUUUACCUAAACUUGCUCGCGGUGAACAAUCAUAUUAUAAACCAUCAUUGGAAGCUCAUGGUAAUAAUAUUCAUUGUUUAGCUCAAGCAAUUAACGGAAUUGCAGGAGCACUUUUUACAAUUUGUAACCACGGAGAUACUGUUGACCGAUUAAAGGAGUUCUUAGCAUUGGCCUCAUCGAGUCUCCUUCGUUUGGGUCUUGAACCAGACAAAGAAGCAACUCGAAAUCGAGAAUCUAUUUACAUCUUAUUAGAUUUAAUUGUCAAAGAAUCACCUUUUCUAACCAUGGAUUUACUCGAGUCUUGUUUCCCUUAUGCGCUACUACGAAAUGCUUAUCAUGCAGUUUACAAGAAUCAAGGGAUAACCAAUCCAUCAACCUAAAAAUUUAUCUCUCUCGCUCUCUGUUAAUCUCACACACACACACACACACACACACACACACACACACACACAAAA